UUUAUACGUUGCAAAGAAAACAUUUUCACGUGUUGAGUUUGAAUUUUUUUGUUAAAUUUUGAAAAAAUCUUUUUUGUCAUCAAACAAAUAUCGAAAAAAUGUUUUCCGGUGGUAGAAAAAUGGAACGAUUUUCCAAUCCAUCAGCAUCAUCAUCAGCGGCUGCGGCGGCAGCAACCCAAUCAAUGCCAUCAAUGAUGAAUGAUUCAAUAAAUUUAGAUGACCCAUAUUCAUUAAAAUUAGAACGUUUAGAUAUUCUAAAUAUGGAUGAUUCGAAUCCGUUUAUGCAACAAAUUAUUGAACAACGUAAAAAUCUUCUGGAUGAUUCCCGGAUAAUGAUACGAUUAUUAGGUUUGGAUCAUUUUAUCGAUAAUGAUGAUGAUGAUGAUGAACGAUUAAGAAGGAAAAAAAUGAAAGCAAAAAAAUUGGCCGAAAAAAAGAAAAAGACUGCCACCGUUGUUCGACGACGAUAUAACAUCGAUGAUGAUGAUGAUAAUGAUCAACCAGUAUUAGUGGGCGAUAUAAUGGAACGUGAUCCAUUGGAUAAUAACAAAAUAAAAACUCACGAUGAAAGAAUCGAUAAAAAUGAUGAUGACGAUGACGACGAUGAUGAUGAUAAUGAUGAAGAAAUUCUAAAUAAUGAUUCCAUGGAAGAAGAUAACGAUUAUAUGGAAACAUAUUUUGAUAAUGGUGAAGAUUUUAUUGAUUAGAAUUGCAAUUGAUAAAUAUAUAAAUAUUGUU
Messenger RNA from Dermatophagoides pteronyssinus (European house dust mite), 738 nucleotides. RefSeq lists its product as uncharacterized. The record is from RefSeq and is a predicted model, not a curated record. NCBI's taxonomy places the organism in Eukaryota, Metazoa, Arthropoda, Arachnida, Sarcoptiformes, Pyroglyphidae.